AUGAAGCCGCCCGGUGCUCUCCUGCUUCUCCGAGCUGCCUUGCUCCUGAUCUCUGGCGGAGAUUGUAAAAUUUGCUCGUCUGUGGAGCACGAUGUCACCCUGUUCCUCACGGGCACCCCUGACGAGUAUGUCCAGCAGGUGGCCCAGUACCGAAACGAAACUAUAAUUUUGGAAAAUGCCAGAAGCCUGAAGGAGUGCGUGGACGGGAAAUUCACAGAAGAUGACAAGACAAAUGCUAUGAAUGUGCUGAAUAAAAUAUACUCCAGUCCUUUGUGUUAA
Molecule: messenger RNA, 279 nt
Organism: Enhydra lutris kenyoni (northern sea otter)
Lineage: Eukaryota; Metazoa; Chordata; Mammalia; Carnivora; Mustelidae
Product: major allergen I polypeptide chain 1-like
Exons: 3
Coding region: 1-279 (92 amino acids)
Cellular component (GO): extracellular region
Molecular function (GO): steroid binding
Source: RefSeq, a predicted model, not a curated record